Molecule: messenger RNA, 660 nt
Organism: Thyridium curvatum
Lineage: Eukaryota; Fungi; Ascomycota; Sordariomycetes; Thyridiales; Thyridiaceae
Exons: 5
Coding region: 1-660 (219 amino acids)
Molecular function (GO): GTP binding; GTPase activity
Source: RefSeq, a predicted model, not a curated record
AUGGCUGCUCGAGGUCCCCCCGGCGCUCGCGGAAUGGGCAACCGCUUCGCACAGUUCAAGCUUGUACUGUUGGGCGAGUCUGCUGUCGGAAAGAGUUCCAUAGUCCUUCGUUUCGUCAAGGAUCAAUUUGACUCGUACAGAGAAUCCACCAUCGGCGCCGCUUUCCUUACCCAGACGAUUUCCCUCGAUGAGAACACCACCGUCAAGUUCGAGAUCUGGGAUACGGCUGGGCAGGAGCGCUACAAGUCUCUUGCGCCCAUGUACUACCGUAACGCCAACUGCGCGGUAGUCGUCUACGACAUCACUCAAGCAUCAUCUCUGGACAAGGCAAAGGCCUGGGUGAAGGAGCUGCAACGACAAGCCAAUGAGAACAUCAUCAUCGCGCUUGCCGGUAACAAGUUGGAUCUGGUCACGGAGCAGCCCGACAAGCGGGCCAUCCCCACCGCCGAUGCCGAGGCAUAUGCCAACGAAGCCGGCCUCCUCUUCUUCGAGACGUCGGCAAAGACGGCAGAGAACGUGCGGGAUCUCUUCACAGCCAUCGCCAAGAAGCUGCCGCUGGAUCAGGCCGGCCCCAGACAUGCCCGGCCCGGACAACGCGCCGGGGUCAACCUGACGCCAGACAAUGCGAACACCCAGGCGGGCGGCGCAUGCAGCUGCUAA